This is a messenger RNA of Acanthopagrus latus (yellowfin seabream), 2753 nucleotides long. RefSeq names its product galactosidase beta 1 like 2 (gene glb1l2). Gene Ontology annotation, molecular function: beta-galactosidase activity. The record is from RefSeq and is a predicted model, not a curated record. The transcript is spliced from 19 exons. Bases 651 to 2501 code for a protein of 616 amino acids. Gene Ontology annotation, cellular component: vacuole. Gene Ontology annotation, biological process: carbohydrate metabolic process. Lineage: Eukaryota; Metazoa; Chordata; Actinopteri; Spariformes; Sparidae.
UUUACAGCUCUGAUGAGAAUUUAUGCAAUAGUGUGUCUGUAUUUACAUUAACAUAUCAGAAAAUGUACAUUUGCAAGUACAUAACCUGUAUGACAUGUAACCGUUGGUCCAGUUGGUCUAAAAUUUGUUGUGGUGUUUUUUUGGUAUUGACAUUUUAUCUCAUCAGUGAUGAUCAGUGAAAAUGUUAAUGUGCUUUGAGAGGCAGUGAAGAAUAAACACCUCAACUACCCUGACAGAGACACAGAGGCCUAAUAAUAUGACAUUGCACUUUAACAUAUUACUAUUCACACACAAUCCCUCAUCAGUAGGAUUCUAAUUAUUUGUAGAGCCACUACAGGGUAUCUGUGCAUUUUUUAUGUAAACUAUAGUAUCACUGUGAACAAUGUAACACCUCCCUGCUGUGACUGAGCACUACUGAGAGACAGAGGGAGAGAGGGAGCGAGACAGAGCACAAUUAUAUUUUUGUUCUGAAACAACAAUGGUUUCCCUUAUCCACAGCGUUCGAGGCCUCCCAGCACCAUCCUCCCUUCAAAUGCACCCUCACAAGCUCAGCAUCAAGGUACAGCUGUGACAAUGUUUUCUAUAUGAUUGGGAUAUUCAGUUAAUUAGCAUUUGGGACUUUUUCUCGACAUCACCCUGAAGUGAGAAGAAUGAGUCGUGCAGAGGGUCUAAGGGCCAACUCGUCUCAGUUCACUCUGGAGGGAGCGCCCUUCCUCAUCCUAGGUGGCUCCAUCCAUUACUUCCGAGUCCCCAGAGCCUACUGGGAGGACCGUCUGCUGAAGAUGAAGGCCUGUGGCCUCAAUACUCUCACAACAUAUGUGCCGUGGAAUCUGCACGAGCCGGAGAGAGGAACAUUCAACUUUCAGGACCAGUUGGACCUGAAGGCCUAUGUCACUUUGGCAGCAGAGAUGGGUCUGUGGGUGAUUCUGCGUCCUGGACCUUACAUCUGCGCUGAAUGGGACCUGGGCGGGUUGCCUAGCUGGUUGUUGCAAGAUAAAUUCAUGCAGUUGAGGACAACUUAUCCUGGGUUUGUCGAUGCUGUCAAUCUUUACUUUGACAAGCUUGUUUCUGUCAUCAAACCCCUGAUGUUUGAAGACGGAGGUCCAAUCAUUGCAGUUCAAGUGGAGAACGAGUAUGGAUCAUAUGCCAAAGAUGAGAAAUACAUGCCGUUUAUAAAGGACUGUCUCCUGUCUAGAGGAAUCAAGGAGCUCCUUUUGACUUCAGAUAACUGGGAAGGCUUGAGAUAUGGAGGGAUGGAGGGGGUUCUAAAAACAAUCAACCUUCAGAGACUGUCGUUCGGCGCUAUCCAGUACUUAGCUGACAAGCAGCCCCAGAAACCUCUAAUGGUGAUGGAGUAUUGGUCUGGUUGGUUUGACGUCUGGGGAGAGCAUCACCACGUAUUCCACGCCGAGGACAUGCUGGCUGUCGUGUCAGAGAUCCUGGAGAGAGGUGUCUCCAUUAAUCUGUACAUGUUCCACGGAGGAACCAGCUUUGGCUUCAUGAAUGGAGCGAUGGACUUUGGCACCUACAAACCUCAGGUCACCAGUUACGAUUACGAUGCUCCACUAUCAGAAGCUGGAGAUUACACCCCAAAAUAUCAACUCUUGAGGAAUUUAUUCAGCCAGUACCACUCUGAGCCUCUUCCUGAGGUGCCCUCCUCACAGAAGAAGAAAGCGUACGACCCUGUUGUCAUCCAGCGACACCUGUCACUGUGGGACAGCCUGCAUUUCACCGACAAGCCACACAGGUCAGAGAGCCCAGUGAACAUGGAGAAUCUCCCCGUCAACAAUAACAACGGCCAGUCGUACGGUUACACGCUGUAUGAGACCACCAUCACCAGUGGAGGAGCCCUCAACUCCAAGAACAACGUCAGAGACAGAGCACUGGUUUUUGUGGACAGGAAAUGUGUCGGUAGCUUUGACUACAAGACUCAAGAGCUGACACUCCCUGAUGGAAAGGGAGAGAGGACGUUGAGCUUACUUGUGGAGAACUGUGGAAGAGUGAAUUAUGGGAAAGCUCUGGAUGAACAGCGCAAAGGUAUUGUGGGAGACAUUCUGUUGAAUCACACCCCUCUGAGAGGAUUUACCACCUUCUGUUUAGAUAUGAAGCCAGGCUUUAUGAAAAGAUUAAUGAGCUCUGGUCAGUGGAAGUCUGACCUCAGGUCAGCUUUCAUUCCAGGAUUUUUCCAGGCCAGACUGUUUGUGGAUGAUCCUCCCAGAGACACCUUCAUCAGGCUCCCUCAGGGUUGGGGUAAAGGAGUGGUGUUCAUCAAUGGGCAGAACCUUGGCCGUCACUGGUUCAUCGGCCCCCAGCAUUUCCUUUAUCUCCCAGGAGCUUGGCUCAGAAAUGGGGAGAAUCAGGUAAACACCAUGUGCUCGAGGUUCAUGCAGAUAAUUGUGUUCGAGGAGCAAAAAACGGACGACAAAAUCCUGUUUUCUGAAAGUCCUGAUCAUGGAAAGACAAUUGAUGUUUACAAACUCCCCUUUUGUACACUGCUAUGAAAAAUAUGUUGCUAGAGCGACAACACAGACUCUGACACAUGGUUUAUUGAAACUGGCUUUUAUUGUCAAUGAUUUGAAGAUUUAUUAAUAUAUUAAUUAUUUAUUUGAGACGAUUUUUUUUUUAAAUGUAUUUUCUCAUUCUACAAGAUUUGCUAGUGUGCAUAAACAAGAAACCUCUGUCAGUAACAUAACACGUAUGCCAUACCAGGGCAUGUUGCCAUUGAUUCUACUGCCUUAAACUGAACAGUGCCA